AUGGAAAAUUUGCUCGUAAUAACAGGAUCAAAAAUUCUUGCCUCAGGCUUUGAUGAACCAUCUGAUGCCACAAUUGAAAUUGAUAAAGUGACAGGGAAAAUAUUGAGAAUCCAUCCAAUUAGAUCAUCAAUUGACUCGUAUUCUUCUUUCUUGGUGGGGGAUGAUAAGAAGAAAGAUUUCAUUGAUGCUGGUAAUGAUGUUGUUAUGCCAGGUUUGAUUGAUACUCAUGUUCAUUUGAAUGAACCCGGUAGAACUGAUUGGGAAGGAUUUGAAACUGGCACUAAAGCUGCUGCUGCAGGUGGAGUGACAACCGUUAUAGACAUGCCAUUAAAUUCCAUACCACCAACUACAACCGUUGAUAACUUGAAUCAAAAGAUUAACGUUACCAAGAAUAAAAGUUGGGUUGAUAUUGGAUUUUAUGGUGGUGUAAUUCCUGGAAAUCAGAAUGAUUUGAUUCCUUUGAUAAAAUCUGGCGUAAAAGGAUUUAAAUGUUUUCUAAUUGAAAGUGGCGUCGAUGAAUUUCCUUGUGUUAAUGAACAAGAUGUAAGAAUGGCAUUUGAAACACUAAAGGUAAGGGAAUUUCUAGAAUCAAGACCUUCUUCUUUAGAAAUUGAUGCAAUCUCAUUUGUAAUUGAAUUAACCAAAGAAUAUAAUAAAUCGGUUAGAACACAUAUUGUACAUUUAUCAGCAUCAGAUGCUCUGGACGCUAUCACCAAAGCUAAAUUAGUUGAUGGUUUGCCAAUAACAGUUGAGACAUGCUUUCAUUAUCUUUGUUUAUCCGCAGAAGAAAUCCCUGCUGGCAGAACUGAAUUUAAGUGUUGUCCACCUAUUAGAGACGAUAAAAAUCGAGACAAGCUUUGGAAAGCAUUGGUAGAUGGGGUAAUUGAUUGCAUCGUGUCAGAUCAUUCGCCUUGUACUAGUAAUUUAAAGGAAGGAGGUUUUGGGAAAGCUUGGGGUGGUAUUUCAACAUUACAGUUUGGUUUACCAGUAUUAUGGACUGAAGCCAAAAAAAGAAACCUUUCCAGUUUUAAUAAUCUUGUAAAUUGGUUAUCAAGAAAUCCAGCAAAACUAGUUGGAUUAAAUGAUAGAAAAGGCGAAAUUAAGGUUGGGUAUGAUGCUGACAUUAUUAUCUGGAAUCCAGAAGAAUCCUUCAAAGAUUCGAUAGAAUUUAAAAAUAAAGUGACGCCAUAUUUAGGAAAAGAAUUUUAUGGGGUGGUUAAGAAAACAAUCCUAAGAGGAAAGAUUAUUUAUGAUGAUAAUGAAAUUACUGAUAUACCUUUAGGUGAAUUGUUACUUUAA
Messenger RNA from Entrophospora candida, 1299 nucleotides. The record is from the annotation of a GenBank genome assembly. Lineage: Eukaryota; Fungi; Glomeromycota; Glomeromycetes; Entrophosporales; Entrophosporaceae.